Fonsecaea erecta is the source of this 1533-nucleotide messenger RNA. Its product is annotated as MFS transporter, ACS family, allantoate permease. Gene Ontology annotation, biological process: allantoate transport; tripeptide transport; transmembrane transport. The record is from RefSeq and is a predicted model, not a curated record. The coding region runs from base 1 to 1533 and encodes 510 amino acids. Gene Ontology annotation, molecular function: allantoate transmembrane transporter activity; dipeptide transmembrane transporter activity. NCBI's taxonomy places the organism in Eukaryota, Fungi, Ascomycota, Eurotiomycetes, Chaetothyriales, Herpotrichiellaceae. Gene Ontology annotation, cellular component: plasma membrane. The transcript has a single exon.
AUGGCAGCAAAAGAAAGCACUUUAUCUGAGGUCAAUGCCCCUCCUACGACGAUACAUACAUUUGCUUCAUACAGAAAAAAGAAGGGCGAUGCGGCGUUGGAACUCCUUGCCUCUACCGGUGGCGUGGAGCAGCCGACUGAUGCAGUGCGGAAUCGACGGCUCCUUCGACGAAUCGACUACCAUAUUAUGCCUCUGAUCUGCACCGUAUACUUUCUCCAAUACCUUGACAAAACCUCCAUCUCGUAUGCCAGUGUCACAGGUCUGCGAGAGUCGGCUCAUCUGGUGGGGGACCAAUUCAACUGGGUGGCUUCUAUAUUCUUCUUCGGCCAGCUUACAUUCGAGUUUCCCACCAUUUACGUUUUGCAGUUGUUCCCCCUGGCAAAGUAUGUCAGUAUCAAUGUCGUCAUCUGGGGCGCGAUCUUAGCUGCUUUGGCCGGGUGCAAGUCUUUCGUCAGCUUGAUGGUCUGCCGUUUCUUCCUUGGGGCGGCAGAGGCUACCAUUGUCCCUGCUUGGGUGGUCUUCACCAGCCAGUGGUACAAAAAAGAAGAACAAGCAUUCCGCGUAGGCAUCUGGUUCUCCAUGUGUGGAUUAUCCCAGAUGUUCGGAGGGUAUUUUGCUUAUGGCGUUGCGAGGCAUGUCGGAGGAGACGUCCACGCCGCCUUGAGAGGAUGGCAAAUCAUCUUCCUGUUCCUGGGACUCUUGACUGUCGUGGUCGGUGUGAUCUUCUGGUUCAUCCUCCCGGACUCGCCAGCAGUGGCGGGCUUUCUUUCUCCCGAAGAAAAGAUCCAACAUGUUGAACGCAUCCGAGGGAAUGAACAAGGAAUUGGAUCCAAGGCUUUCAAGUGGGAACAAGUCAGAGAAGCGCUCACCGACAUCAACACCUGGCUCUAUGCCUUCUGGGUCUUUGCCGCCAAUAUCCCCAACUCAAUCGCCACCAGCUUUGGCAACAUCCUGGUCACGGGCAUGGGUUACAGCAAGCUCAACUCUCUCUUGCUGGUGACACCGCUCGGUGCAUACGAGGUUGUCAUACUUAUUGCAGUGACCUACUUGGCGAUGAAGACUAAGCAAAGGUUGUGGUGUUGUAUCAUUACACACAUACCCUCUAUUGUCGGAGCGAUCCUCAUGGCAACGACUGAGAAGACUCCUGCACUGAUCGGAUACUACCUCAGCGGAGGUAUUCCCAUUGGCUGGACGACCAUUCUCGGGCUUCAAGCCAGCAACGUGGCCGGGUCCACAAAGAAAAUAACCGUCACUUGCAUCGGCACCAUCGCGUAUACAGUGGGCAACAUCAUAUCGCCACAGACAUUUCAGGCCAAAGACGCACCGAGAUAUCUCCCGGCGAAGAUCUCGAUUGUGAUUCUCUACUUCUUAAUCACAGUGGACUUGUUCCUCAUCCGGCUCGUCUAUGUGCGGAGGAACAAGAAGCGCGACGAAGCGAAGGCGGCGCUGGGCGAAGCUUAUGUGGUGGAGAAAAAUCAUGAGUUCCAAGACAUGACCGACAUCCAAAACCAACAUUUUCGAUACUCGUUGUGA